AUGGAUAUUGAAUCAAUUAAAGGUAGGGGAGACUAUAAACCUCCUAGUAGUUUUCAGAAUGAUAUAGAAUAGUAAAAGGCGUCAAAUAAUCUAAAAUAAAAUGAUUAUUAGAGUUUCUCUAAUUAUUCAUAGUUCACACAAAUAGAAAGUAGUAAAAAGCAGAGUGAUUAAAAGUAAAAUAAUAAAAUAGGAAGAAAAACUAGCUGGCUGACUAGCCAAAGCUCAGAAUCAGUAUCAAGUAGUAGCAGUAGCGGCUAUCAAUAAACAAAUGUAAAUAAUAGCGAUAAUUAAAGUAUAAAUUUUGAUGGGAUUCAAUUCAGUCUGAUGAAUACAUUAAAUUUGUUUAUGAAAGAUAAUUUUACAGUAUAUAUAAUUAGAGGUAUAUAGGCUAGAAAUCCGAAUGCUGGAGCAGUAUAAAUCAUUGCUCAUAGUACUUCAUUUAUUGAUGAAGCUGCAUUGAUUAUAGUCUUAUUAGCUAUUCACUUUAUAGAAACUAUUGCAAUUGUAUGGAAUUCAUACUCCUCAUAAAGGUAUUUCUUACCAUAAAAAUCUAAGAUUUGUGUAGGACUAUGUAUUAUUCUUCUAUUAACAGCAAUUGGUAUUAUCAUAGCAAAAUCUGAUGAAUCUAAAUCUCUUCCUAACAGAAUUUCGAUAUUACUUCUUAUAUAAAUGAUAGCAUCAGGUCUUCUAUUUCAUAUAAAUCAUUAGAUUUAACUAAUUUAUAAGGUAUUUAUAUGA
This is a messenger RNA of Tetrahymena thermophila SB210, 738 nucleotides long. Its product is annotated as transmembrane protein, putative. The record is from RefSeq and is a predicted model, not a curated record. The transcript is spliced from 2 exons. NCBI's taxonomy places the organism in Eukaryota, Ciliophora, Oligohymenophorea, Hymenostomatida, Tetrahymenidae.